Messenger RNA from Colletotrichum orchidophilum, 2004 nucleotides. RefSeq names its product RNA polymerase II mediator complex component SRB4. Gene Ontology annotation, cellular component: mediator complex; core mediator complex. Gene Ontology annotation, biological process: regulation of transcription by RNA polymerase II. Bases 1 to 2004 code for a protein of 667 amino acids. The transcript is spliced from 3 exons. The record is from RefSeq and is a predicted model, not a curated record. Gene Ontology annotation, molecular function: transcription coregulator activity. Lineage: Eukaryota; Fungi; Ascomycota; Sordariomycetes; Glomerellales; Glomerellaceae.
AUGGCGUCGGGCAGCUCAAUGCCGUUCUCCUCCCUCCCACCCGUGCCCAUGGGUGGUCGCAAACCAAAGAGUCUCGGCGAGUUCAUUGCCCGCGUACAGGCGGAGCGCGGCUUUCGGAACGUCACCGAGGAAAGUCUGAAAGAGGAGGUCGAGAACAAGAAAGAUGGCACCGCCGAGGUGCAGGAGGAAGACACGACCGUUGCCGAGGGAAACGACGAAGACGAAGAACCACUAGAUGCGGGAGCCGCGCGGAUGGAGGUCCUGAGGAAUAUUGAUACCGCGCAGAACGCCGCACUCAUGACCCUCGAUUUCAUCUCGCUGCUACUCUCGAAAGAAAGCCCUGCCCAAGCAGGCGUCACGCUCUCUCAACAAUUGCGUGACUGGACCGGCAUUGGCACCCUCGGGAUCGCGAAGCGCGAAGACAACGACGAACAGAAGCAACGGGACGCCGAAAAGACAAAGGACAACCGCGACGUGUCUCUGGGUUGGGCUUUGCUCGACAUUGAGAAGACAAGAGAGUCAGCCGACAAGGCGGCAACCCAUCUGAGCAAGGAGGUGGAGCGGGAAGCGAAGUACUGGAACGAGGUGCUGUCGGUGCACCAGGCUGGAUGGUCCAUGUGCAGGCUACCGGCCGAACGACAUACCCUCGGUGUCAGAUUCGGAUUCUCAGAAGGCAGGAAUAGCAGUCUCGCGCCAUUACGACGCGGGGAUGACGGCGCAGCGCUUCUCCAGCACGGCCGCGUUGGAUCCGGCUGCCAACGCCUCGCCAUCACCGUCAGUAGAUCAGGCGAGAUAAGCGGCCGUCUCGCCGUCGGGACCUCCGUUCCGGACUCGGCUUUGCUGCCAGACCGCGUCCUCGAGGCUCGGAAUACCAUCUUCGCACAAGAGCUCUGGCAUGAGCUCCACCGCGAAGCGCAUUCCCUCGCUUCGUACGGUGUCCGCGCGGACAACAACUCAAUCAACUUUAAACCCAGCUCGGGACCGAGUCUGACGCUGGAGCUCGAGACCCUCGAGGACAGCGCCGCCACCGUCGGCACAUCGCCCGACAACGUUCUUGCAGAAGCGACGCAGCUCGGCCUACACAUCCUUCUCAGCCACGCUCACCGCCUGAACGAGCUGCAACGACUGCGGCCAACGCCCCCUACUCAGCGCCGCAACCAAACACAAAACCAGUACCACCUCCUCCGACCCAUCAUCGCGAAAAUCCUCUAUGACCGCUCCAUUAAGCAAGCCACCUGUUUCGCAGGCGACCUCACCCGCGUGCUACGGCGCGGCGGCGUCCACGCUGCCUCCUUCACCCUCCACACCCCUCCCUACCCGACCGCCGACCUGAGAAACACCUCCGGCGGGGCCUCAAACCGGCCCAACGCCUCACAAGCGCUCACCAACAUGCUCACAUCCCCAGCAGACUUCCAGAUCGAGCUGACCCUCACCCCGACAUCCCGCCUCCAGAUCCGCGGCCGCACAUUCCUCCUGCCCCUGACAACAACACAAUUCCAGCUCCAACUUCUCCCCAACGUAGCAGCACCAAGCGAACCGCCAAACGCCGAGCAGCAACCCGCGCCGCCGCCACCAAACACUCUCCAAUCCUCCUACCCACCCUCCCGCGAACCGUACCCGGACUUUUCCUCUGUCCAGCUCUACAUCACAAACGCUGCAGCGCACGCCCUCACAGACUACGCCGUAUCCCUCAUCCCCCCGCCGCCGGCUGACCCUUCUUCCUCGGAGCCCGCCGCACCCGCCGAGUGGAUCAAGUCCGUCCGCGGCACCGCCAUCCGCGACAUCGACACGGAGACGCGCGAAAUCCGCUUCGACAUCCUCGGCAGCGGCGCUGAGAACCGGCCGACGCUGCAGAUUGGCGCCGCCUGGCGGGCGGGGAAUAAGCCCCUCCUCAAGCGCUGGUCUUGGGCGGCUGAUGACGGCGAAAUCGGCGUGUCGUCAUCGUCCCCGCAGCCGCUCGUCAAUGACAUCGUCGCCGCUGUUGUCCAGUCUAGGGAGAUCUAG